Durusdinium trenchii is the source of this 1182-nucleotide messenger RNA. NCBI's taxonomy places the organism in Eukaryota, Dinophyceae, Suessiales, Symbiodiniaceae. The record is from the annotation of a GenBank genome assembly.
CAGACACACACGCACACUUGGAUAUAGGCUCGCAAGAGCAGAAUCAGGUGUGAAGUUCCACUCUAGUGAUUACAUUACCAGCUUAGAGCGCUGAACCUAAGACCUGCAUCAGCCCUGCUCACAACGGAAGGGUGGAACAGUCAGCCUGAACAGUAUUGUUGAAAACACCUCGUGAUGAUCUUAGGAAAAUUCGCAGGUACGCCCCCUGCAGAUCUGUACAGAACUUAGUGAGUUAGACAUUCUGAAUUAAUUACAUUUAGGAGAACUCGUGUGGUGGAUGCCCCUUUGAGACGGGUUGGCACACACACACACACGUGAAGCCGAAUACACGCACGAGACCAGGCAAAUUUCCGCGUGAGAUCAGCUGGUAGUCUUUGGCGUUAUGCCCUUUUUGAACGAGGGUGUUGAUGGCCUCUCCGAUCACUGUGUGAGAGGUUCUAUUUGGUGACAAAGCUGUUGACUGCAGCGAUCAGGCACCUCCGAACCGGAGUAACAGCGGUCAAGCUGACAUGUCCCUGGCUCGAAGGAGGCUUGCUGGCUUGCACUGUUGCGGUGGCCGCGACGGAGGUGUGGGACGCUUGAUCCAGCGUCCGGGGUCAUCAGCGGGAGCGCGUGAGGCGCUGCACUUGGUCAGAUGUACGCCCUGGCAUCGUCCUGGUGGUCCUCGGUGUGGCAGGUCAAUCUUUGUGCUGGUAGUGGUGCAGGCCUCCGAUGUCAAAGAGAUCUCGGACUGCAUUGAGGUGCAGGACCGCGAAGCACCAGACUGUAAGGCAUCCUUUUUGCAGAAAGGAAUGGAGCUUCAGGUCAGACGAGACAUGGCCCCUCCUGCUGUUCACAACCAAUCCAGAACAAUCACCGCUGCAUUGGCUGCCAAGCAGAAUAUGUCUAAUGUGUCUGAGGAUGCCUUGCUUCAAUUGAUGACUCGGUCAACUCAGCAAAGUGCCUCAACAGUGUCCACAAUUAUUAAUUUGGUGGUGCUCGCAUUGCUGGUUGCAUUGAUAGUAUUGCUUUGCCGACAUGACAUGAACUUGGAAGAAGCAAAGGCAGAGGUGCAAGAGGAUCCACGUGUGCUUUACAAGCAGUUUGAGCGCAAGGAGCGGGUGACGGGGACGAGAAGCUGUCAAGAGGCAUGCUGCUGAAGUGCCCGCUUCAGACCUCAACCAGAAAAGAUGCGGUUGUGAC